UGAUUUUAAUUUUAAAAGGAUUAUUAUAGAAAGCAAAACAAAUUCCUACAUCUACAAAUCCUUUUUCAAACAAUUUUGUCACAUUUUGUGUAUAAAGUGUCCUUAAAAUUUCUACAGUUGAAAAUGGAUUCGUCUUCGGAAAGUCUUAUUUUUGUUGAUGGGUCCACUGUGCUGAUAACUUCUGAAAUUGUAAUCAUCCUGUUUCUGACUGCUGUGUUGGUAAAUUUAAAGAAAAGGAUCAACAAGCUUUCUGAUUCCAUACGCCUGAUGAUCUUUAAUUAUAAUAAAAUUCUUUUGCUUGUGGGUGAAUUGCACGACCUGAAAAUAUAUUUUAAUAGGGAUAAAAAUAAUAUAAAUUUGUUGGCCAGUGUCAGCCAUUUGGAAACGUUUGCCAAAAGACACAUGGAAUUCAAUGAGCUUUAUUCGCAAAUUCAAGAAGUUUAUAAUAGUUCCAAACCGAACGAAAUUGCCAACAACUUCUAAAACUCGAAAUAACUAAGGAAAAAACAAAGUAAAGAAAAAGAGAGAAGUGAAUUUC
This is a messenger RNA of Drosophila willistoni, 538 nucleotides long. RefSeq lists its product as uncharacterized. Lineage: Eukaryota; Metazoa; Arthropoda; Insecta; Diptera; Drosophilidae. The transcript is spliced from 3 exons. Bases 124 to 483 code for a protein of 119 amino acids. The record is from RefSeq and is a predicted model, not a curated record.